AUGCCGCCCUCCUCCGACCUGCCCGGCGGCCAAAAGCCAACCUCCAGCUUUGGUUCUGUGGACUGGCUCUCCCAGAGCAGCCACGUGGGGCCGGCGCACACCUCCAGGCCCACUGCAGUCUCCUGGGGCAGCCUCUCUGCCCCGGCCAGGGUGUCCAGCGGUGGGGAACCCCCGCAGGCCGUGGGCAUGGAGGAGGCCAAGUCCGCAGCAGUGUCUACACCAGGGACGUCCACGACUGGGUUGAGCAAGGAGGCAGACAGCCCUCGGCCUCCCCGCGUCCGCACAGCCUUCACGGAGGAGCAGGUCAGCACCUUGGAGAGCGCCUUCCAGCUCCACCGCUACCUGGACCCCCAGGAGCGCCGGAGGCUGGCCCAGACCAUGGGGCUCUCGGAGGUGCAGAUCAAAACCUGGUUUCAGAAUCGCCGAAUGAAACAUAAACGCCAACUGCAGGACUCACAGCUGAACGUCUCCCUCUCUGGAGCGGUCUACUCGCCCCUGGCUUUCUGCCCACCUGCCCUGGGCAGCCCCCUGCAGUUGCUGCACCCGUGGGCAUCCUUGUCUGGGCCCUCGGCUCUAGCACAGCCCCCUGGCUCCUUCUGGGACCCCUGCCAAGGGGAGCAAGCCUCCCUGGCCUCGGCGUGGGCCUCGAGCUGCAGACCGCCUCUGAUGUGCUGCCUGCGGGAUCCUGGGAGCCAGGCGCACACGCUGGGCCCGGCCUUGUCCCGGGGAACCUGGCGCCUGUAUGUUCUGCCGGAGACCGGAGAUGCCUUUUGA
Messenger RNA from Myotis daubentonii (Daubenton's bat), 774 nucleotides. It is a transcript of the gene VENTX, whose product is annotated as VENT homeobox. The record is from RefSeq and is a predicted model, not a curated record. Gene Ontology annotation, molecular function: DNA-binding transcription factor activity, RNA polymerase II-specific; DNA binding. Gene Ontology annotation, biological process: regulation of DNA-templated transcription. NCBI's taxonomy places the organism in Eukaryota, Metazoa, Chordata, Mammalia, Chiroptera, Vespertilionidae.